AUGUCGCUAGCUUUAGUUGUACGCGAAAAUAAGAAGCUGAUUGUCGAAAAACUUGAUAUACCAAAGUAUGGAUCAAAAGAUCUUCUCAUCAAAGUGACUCAUUUUGCACAGAAUCCUACAGACUGGAAACAUGUUCACUUCGACUUGGCCAAACCCGGUUCUAUUGGUGGUUGUGAUUUUGCUGGUGAAGUCGUUGAAAUAGGCAAAGAAGCUAUAGGAAACUAUAGGAAAGGUGAGCGUGUAGCUGGCUGUGUUCAUGGAUGUCUUGAUCCCAAAUUUGGAAUUCGUGGGUCAUUUUCUGAAUAUGUUGUGCAAGAAGCGUCACUUGUCUUUCAUUAUCCGUCAACAAUAUCUCCCAAAGCAGCUGCUACACUUCCACUUGCUAGUAUUACGGCAGCUCUAGGUCUCUUCCGCAAACUAGCCUUGCCUUUACCGCCUACUACUUGUAGAACAUCUGUUCUAGUUUGGGGAGGCAGUACAAGUGUUGGUCAAUAUGCUAUUCAAUUGGCUAAGGCAGCAGGUUGCUUUGUUGUUACAACAGCGUCACUGGCUCGUCAUAGUUACUUGAAAGAGCUUGGUAGUGAUACAUGUUUUGACUAUAAGGAUUCGAAUGUUGUCUCGCAAAUCAAGCAAGUCACUAAUGGUAAUUUGGCUUAUGCUAUUGAUUGUGUCUCCGAAAAAAGAUCAAUUCAACAAGUGUGCGCAACACUCACAGGUGCAAAUCCACAGGUAGCCACUGUUUUACCUGGUCUGUCAACUGAAAUUCCCUCUCACAUCAAAGAACACAGCCUUCUGAUGUAUACAAUCUUCGGACGUAAAAUGAACGUCUUUGGUCAAGAUUUUGAAGCCCAACCUCAGGAUAAAGCAUUUGCUGAGAAGUUAUAUCAACUACUCUCCGAUGUUUUAUUGCCUCAAGGCUUAGUCAAACCAAACAAAGUGACUAAAAUGCCAGGUGGACUCAAUGGAGUCGAAGAGGGAUUCAAGAAAAUGAUGGACAAUAAGGUGGCAGCUGAAAAGAUUGUCUAUACAAUGGCAGAAACAACAAAACAGUAG
Molecule: messenger RNA, 1053 nt
Organism: Adineta steineri
Lineage: Eukaryota; Metazoa; Rotifera; Eurotatoria; Adinetida; Adinetidae
Source: the annotation of a GenBank genome assembly